Hypoxylon trugodes is the source of this 2576-nucleotide messenger RNA. RefSeq names its product carbamoyl-phosphate synthase L chain, ATP binding domain-containing protein. Lineage: Eukaryota; Fungi; Ascomycota; Sordariomycetes; Xylariales; Hypoxylaceae. Gene Ontology annotation, cellular component: mitochondrion. The coding region runs from base 334 to 2472 and encodes 712 amino acids. The transcript is spliced from 3 exons. The record is from RefSeq and is a predicted model, not a curated record. Gene Ontology annotation, molecular function: ATP binding; methylcrotonoyl-CoA carboxylase activity; metal ion binding.
GCUGAUCGUAUUGGAUCUAUGAUGACGUUGGCAAAGCUAAAAGCCCCGACCCCCUGAUAAAAUGCCCACUAUACCCCACUGAGGCUGGAACUUGGGCCAACAAUGCCGCUGUUUCUAGGUCCCUAACCGCGGCUUCUCGCGGGGGAGGGACCGCUUAGUUACGGCUUUCACCUAACUCAGCUGCGAAUACCGUAACUUCUCGCUGACAACUCUUUGGAGUUAACCUUCCCUUUCUCUUUAUCUCAUGAUUAUUAUAUUUCCAUGAUGUAGAAAAGUCACAAUACUUGAUAUAGCAAGUCAAUUAGAUAAUUUACCCCUUAAAUACCAUUCAAAAUGCGUUCAGUUAAGCCUAGACACCUCCGCCGCCAUCCAUUCCCCCGCUAUCUUACAACCGGCUCAUCUCUACAGUCUCAAAUCACUCCUAUUACAUCUUUACUCAUUGCAAACCGUGGUGAAAUCGCAUUGAGGAUAAACAAGACCGCCGAACGCCUCGGAAUCAGAACUACUACCUUAUAUACUAACCCGGACGCCUCUUCUCAGCAUGCAUCCUGCUCACCGCAGUCCAUUGGUCUAGGUACCGCCAACGGAUACUUAGACGGCGAGAGGAUAGUGAAAUUGGCUAAACAGCAUGGCAUCCAAGCUUUACAUCCUGGAUAUGGCUUUCUCUCGGAGAACUCAGCCUUUGCCAAAAGGUGUGAGCAGGAAGGAAUCGUAUUUGUCGGACCACCAGCGCAAGCUAUGGCAGACAUGGGCGACAAAGCUCGAAGCAAGGAGAUUAUGACUAAAGCUGGAGUUCCAUGUGUGCCUGGGUAUCAUGGAAGUGAACAGGGUGAGACGGAGUUGCUAGAGCACGCGAAAGCGAUUCAAUUCCCUGUGUUGCUGAAGAGUGUGAAAGGAGGUGGUGGGAAGGGUAUGCGUAUCGUGAUGGAGGAAAGUGAGUUCUUACAGCAAUUAAAGAGUGCCCGCGCAGAGGCGAGAGCUUCAUUCGGGGAGGGCGGUGAGGUCAUGUUAGUUGAAAAAUACAUCGUACGUCCUAGGCACGUCGAGGUGCAAGUGUUCGCCGAUAAGCAUGGAAACUGUGUUGCUCUAGGCGAAAGAGACUGCAGCAUACAGCGACGACAUCAGAAGAUCCUUGAGGAAUCACCGGCACCCGAAUUGGAUGACGUGACAAGGUUGGACCUAUGGGAAAAGGCCAGGACGGCGGCGUUAGCAGUGGGCUACGUCGGCGCGGGGACGGUGGAGUUUAUUCUCGAUAAGGACACAGGCGACUUUUACUUCAUGGAGAUGAACACCCGACUUCAAGUCGAGCAUCCUGUUAGUGAGAUGGUCACUGGAACUGAUCUAGUUGAAUGGCAAUUUCGAGUCGCCGCAGGAGAAAAGUUACCAUUAACACAAAAGGAGAUAAUCGAGAGGAUACAUGAGCGAGGAGCAGCUAUCGAAGCAAGGAUAUACGCCGAAAAUCCAGAAAGGGGUUUCAUUCCCGACUCCGGAAAGUUGGUUCACCUAAAGACCCCCAAGGUGGAUGAGGAUAUCCGAAUUGACGCUGGCUUCGUUGAGGGCGAUACGGUCACCGAAGCAUACGACGGGAUGAUUGCGAAACUUAUCGUCAGAGGAAGGGAUCGUGAGACGGCUAUUAGGAAGAUGGAGCUUGCGCUACGCGACUACGAAGUUGUAGGGUUAAGCACCAACAUUGAAUUCCUGAAGCGCUUAUGCAGAUCACCGGCGUUCAUAGAAGGAGAUGUUGAAACUGGUUUCAUUGAAAAGUGGAAAGAGGAGCUGUUUGAUCCUGCAGUGAUUAAGCCCGAAGUAUAUGUGCAAGCGGCUCUGGGCAUAUUCGCCUCCCAGCCCACGGAAGUCGUGGAACCCCAUGGAGAAAGCCUAGGCUUCGGUUCAAAUAGCAGUUCACGAAACUUUUCAUUCAAGUCCUUAGACGUCUUAGAUCAAAAGGAAGGGGAAGUUGUGGACGUUAGCAUAACCCAGAAGGGUAACAACUUAUUCAACGCUCAGGUCACUCGAAAUGGUGAAGAUGCUCAAGUCUUCGAGGACCUUGUGUCGUCGCCCAUCCCAGCCUCGGAGAAAACAGGACUUAUCACAUUCUUCCCACAUACACGGAUAGAAACGACAGUUGUUCAAGACCCCAAUAAUGACAACAAGAUCACCGUAUUCCAACAUGGUAGAAAGACAGAAUUGUCGCUACUGUCUCCGAUUUGGUACGAGAAGGCCCUAGGGCUCAAGGAAGUUGCGGCUUCGGUGGCGGCUCCGAUGCCUUGUAAGAUACUCAAAAAUGAAGUUAAGGAGGGUGAUAGGGUCACCAAAGGAGCUCCUCUAGUAGUAAUUGAAUCCAUGAAGAUGGAAACGGUAAUACGAUCACCACAAGAUGGUGUUAUAAAGAAGCUUGCACAUAAAGAAGGGGACAAAUGCAAAGCAGGUACAGUUCUGGUAGUUUUCGAAGAAGAACCUGCUGCGGAAUAGAACCUAAACGAUGAAAAAUUUACAAUACCAAAUGUAGGCCUAUUGGUGUAAUUUAGGACAGGAGAGGUGCUGGCGUCGGAUCAUGCGACUCUACAAUGAUUUUU